UACCGUAUCUACGUUCUGGUACCCUCUCUCACCCCAUCUCUAUACCUUCUUCUUCUUCGGCUCUUCUCUCUUUGCUACUAGCCCUCGUCCCUUCUCCGCAAUGGCGUUACAGAACGAGGACAAGAACAAAGAAGAAAACAAAAAGACAAAGCAGAAGUGGCAGAAGAGUUACUUCGAUGUUUUGGGAAUCUGUUGUCCGUCCGAAGUUCCUCUGAUCGUGAAUAUUCUCAAGUCUCUCGACGGCAUUAAGGAAUAUUCCGUUAUCGUUCCGACGAGAACGGUGAUCGUAGUCCACGACAGCCUCCUCAUCUCUCCGUCCCAAAUUGUUAAGGCACUGAACCAUGCUAGGUUAGAAGCAAACGUGAAAGUAGACGGGAAGACCAGCUUCAAGAAUAAAUGGCCAAGCCCUUUCGCGAUGGCUUCCGGCAUACUCCUCCUCCUCUCCUUCUUCAAAUUUUUAUACGCACCUGCUGGUUGGAUCGCUGUCGCAGCCGUGGCCGCCGGUAUUUAUCCAAUACUUGCCAAAGCCGUUGCUUCUAUAGGAAAUUGCAGGGUCGACAUCAACAUCCUGAUCAUUAUAACCGUGGCUGCAACACUUGCAAUGCAAGAUUACAUGGAGGCAGCAGCAGUUGUCUUCUUAUUCACCAUAGCUGAAUGGCUUGAAACAAGAGCUAGCUACAAGGCGAAUGCGGUAAUGCAGUCUCUAAUGAGCUUAGCUCCCCAGAAGGCAAUAAUAGCAGAGACUGGAGAAGAAGUUGAAGUAGAUGAUGUUAUGGUUAACACAAUUUUAGCUGUUAAAGCUGGUGAAACCAUACCAAUUGAUGGAAUUGUGGUUGAUGGAAACUGUGAAGUAGACGAGAAAACCUUAACCGGAGAAGCAUUCCCUGUUCCUAAACAGAAAGAUUCUACGGUUUGGGCUGGAACCAUCAAUCUAAACGGUUAUAUAAGUGUGAAAACAACUGCUUUAGCCAGUGACUGUGUGGUUACCAAGAUGGCUAAGCUCGUAGAAGAAGCUCAGAGCAGUAAGACCAAAUCUCAGAGGCUAAUAGACCAAUGUUCUAAGUACUAUACACCAGCAAUCAUCUUAGUAUCAGGUUGCAUUGCGGCUGUCCCGGCCAUAAUGAAAGUUCACAACCUCAACCAUUGGUUCCACUUAGCACUAGUUGUGUUAGUGAGUGCUUGUCCAUGUGGUCUUAUCCUCUCUACACCAGUUGCAACUUUCUGUGCACUUACUAAAGCAGCUACUUCAGGGCUUCUGAUCAAAAGUGCUGAUUAUCUUGACAUUCUCUCAAAGAUCAAGAUCACUGCCUUCGACAAAACUGGGACUAUUACCAGAGGAGAGUUCAUUGUUGUUGAUUUCAAGUCACUUCAUAGAGACAUAAGCCUACGCACCUUGCUUUACUGGGUAUCAAGUGUUGAAAGCAAGUCAAGUCAUCCAAUGGCAGCAACAAUUGUGGACUAUGCAAAAUCUGUUGAUGUUGAGCCUAGGACGGAAGAAGUUGAGGAUUACCAGAACUUUCCUGGUGAAGGAAUCUAUGGGAAGAUUGAUGGGAACGAUGUCUACAUUGGGAACAAAAGGAUUGCUUCUAGAGCUAAGUGUUCAACAGUUCCAGAGAUUGAAGUUGAUACCAAAGGAGGAAAGACUGUUGGAUACAUCUAUGUAGGUGAAAGACUAGCUGGAGUUUUCAAUCUCUCUGAUGCUUGUAGAUCAGGUGUCCUUCAAGCAAUGAAUGAACUAAAAGAUCUUGGAAUCAAAACCGCAAUGCUAACGGGAGAUAAUCAAGAUGCAGCAAUGCAUGCUCAAGAAAAGCUUGGGAAUGCUCUUGAUGUUGUACAUGGAGAACUACUUCCAGAAGACAAAUCCAGAAUAAUACAAGAGUUCAAGAAAGAAGGACCAACUGCAAUGGUAGGAGAUGGUGUGAAUGAUGCACCAGCUUUAGCUACAGCUGAUAUUGGUAUCUCCAUGGGGAUCUCUGGAUCUGCACUUGCAACACAGACUGGUCAUAUCAUUCUGAUGUCAAAUGAUAUCAGAAGGAUACCACAGGCGAUAAAGCUAGCGAGAAGUGCUCGAAGCAAAGUUGUUCAAAACGUGUUUCUAUCCAUCAUUUUCAAAGUAGGAAUACUGAUUUUGGCAAUUUGUGGUCAUCCUUUGAUUUGGGCUGCGGUUCUGGUUGAUGUAGGAACAUGUCUGCUGGUGAUUCUCAACAGCAUGUUGUUGCUGCGUGAGAAGGACAAGGGCAAGAACAAGAAGUGUUACAGGUCUUCUGUGUUGAAUGGUAAGAAACUUGAAGGAGAGGCGGAUGGAGAGCUGGACUUGGAAGCAGGCUUGUUGUCACAGAGUCAAUGCAACUCAGGAUGUUGUGGUGAUAAGAAAGCUCAAGAGAAGGUGAUGAAGAAACAAAUUGGUAAGUCCAGUUCUGACCAUGGUCACUCUGGUGGUUGCUGUAGUGAUAAGAAAGCUCAAGAGAAGGUGGUGAUGAAGAAACCAAGUAGUAAGUCCAGUUCUGACCAUGGUCACUCUGGUGGUUGUUGUGGUGAUAAGAAAACUCAAGAGAAGGUGGUGAUGAAGAAACCAAGUAGUAAGUCCAGUUCUGAUCAUGGUCACUCUGGUGGUUGUUGUAGUGAUAAGAAGCAAGACAAUGUAAAAGUGCUUGUGAAAGAUAGCUGUUGCGGUGAGAAGACUAAGAAACCAGAUGGAGAUAUGGCUUCAACGAGCUCAUGCAAGAAGUCUACUCAUGUCGACCAUGACAUGAAACUGAAAGGUGGUUCAGGUUGUUGUACCAAGGAUAAAGAGAAAAAUGUAGAGAUGCAGAUUCUUGGGGAGGAGGUAAUUGAUUUGGAGAAAGGUCUGAAGAAAAAUGCUGGUGAAGACUGCAAAACAAGCUGUUGUGGAACUAAAGAGAAGGCUAUGGAAUCAUCUUAUCUGGAGAAGGAUGUGCUGAUUAAGGAGACAGUGAAACAAACCGAGGAGAUAACUCUGGCUUCUGAGGAAGAGACAGGCAGUCUUGAUUGCUGGUUGGGUAGCUGCGAGAGCAAGACCACAGUGAAGCAAAGCUGCCAUGAGAAGACAAGUCUAGACAUUGAAGCUGGUGUAAGUUGUGAUCUCAAGUUAGCUUGCUGUGGUAGCAUAGAAGGAGAAGAAUUGAAAGAGCAAUUUGAUCUUGAGGUAAAGAGUGAAGGACAAUGCACGUCUGUUUGCUGUGGUGAUGAAAAGCAAACCGGAGAGAUAACUCUGGCAUGUGAGGAAGGGACAGACGGUUCUGAUUGCUGCCAUGAGAAGGAUUGUCUGGAGAGUGAACCUGGUGUAAUUUAUGAUCUCAAGUUGGUUUGUUGUGAGAACACAGAAGGAGAAGUGAGAGAGAAAUGUGAUCUUGAGAAGGGCUUGCAGGUGAAGAACCAAGGAGAAUGCAAGUCUGAUUGCUGUGACGAUGAAAUAACUCUGGCCUCAGGAUGCUGCGGAAGCAACAAGGAAGUGACACAAAUCUGCUGUGGAACUGGUUUGAAGCAAGAAGGGUCGUCUAGUUUGGUAAAUGUGGUGGAGAGUGGUAGCAAAGUGCGAGAGAUGGUGAAGCUUUCUAGCCAAAGCUGUUGCACAAAUCCUACUGAGCUGGUGUUAUCUGACUUGAAGAAGGUAGAGACGUGUUGCAAAGUGAAGACUCCUGAGGCUUGUGGAUCUAAAUGUAAGGUAAAAGAGAAGCAUCACAUCGGUAAAAGCUGUUGCAGGAGUUAUGCCAAGGCAUAUUGUAGCCACAGGCAUCAUCACCAUCACCACCACCACGGCCACCACCAUCACCACCAUGUGGGGGCUGCUUGAUGGAGACGUGACUGAAUAGCUUAGAAUCUCAGAUGCAUCCAUCUAUUCAAGUAACCUUUCCCCUUCAACUAGUGCGGUCGAGAAAAUAAAAAAAAAUGUUUUAUUGUUUUCAGCUAGAUUUAGCAACUGUGUGAUUCAUUAAGACAAAUGCUAGUGAUCCUUGUGUUUUCUCUAUGUUUGCGAUAAUAAUCCUAGAGUACUUCUAUC
Raphanus sativus (radish) is the source of this 4021-nucleotide messenger RNA. Its product is annotated as cadmium/zinc-transporting ATPase HMA3. Gene Ontology annotation, cellular component: membrane. The transcript has 10 exons. Gene Ontology annotation, molecular function: metal ion binding; cadmium ion transmembrane transporter activity; ATP hydrolysis activity. Lineage: Eukaryota; Viridiplantae; Streptophyta; Magnoliopsida; Brassicales; Brassicaceae. The record is from RefSeq and is a predicted model, not a curated record. The coding region runs from base 101 to 3814 and encodes 1237 amino acids. Gene Ontology annotation, biological process: monoatomic cation transport.